GCGGAUAUAGUGAAUGCGGGUUCCGGGGAGAGCGGAUAUAGUGAAUGCGGGGUCCGGGAGAGCGGAUAUAGUGAAUGCGGGGUCCGGGGAGAGCGGAUAUAGUGAAUGCGGGGUCCGGGGAGAGCGGAUGUAGUGAAUGCGGGGUCCGGGGAGAGCGGAUAUAGUGAAUGCGGGGUCCGGGGAGAGCGGAUAUAGUGAAUGCGGGGUCCGGGGAGAGCGGAUAUAGUGAAUGCAGGGUCCGGGAGAGCGGAUAUAGUGAAUGCAGGGUCCGGGAGAACGGAUAUAGUGAAUGCGGGGGUCCGGGGAGAGCGGAUAUAGUGAAUGCGGGGUCCGGGGAG
This is a messenger RNA of Staurois parvus, 338 nucleotides long. The record is from the annotation of a GenBank genome assembly. Lineage: Eukaryota; Metazoa; Chordata; Amphibia; Anura; Ranidae.